ACGUUUGAUGCAAAUGACCUGUAUCAGGGACAGAAUUUCAGCAAAGUUCUCAGCUCUCUUGUGGCUUUAAAUAAGGUGACUGCAGACAUAGGGCUGGGCAGUGACUCUGUAUGUGCACGUCCCUCGUCUCAUCGGAUAAAAUCUUUUGAUUCUCUGGGAUCCCAGUCUUCACACAGUAGAACUUCAAAACUCUUUCAGGGACAGUAUCGGAGUUUGGACAUGACAGAUAACAGCAACCAUCAGUUGGUGGUGAGAGCAAAAUUUAAUUUUCAACAGACAAAUGAAGAUGAACUUUCUUUUUCAAAAGGAGAUAUUAUUCAUGUUACAAGAGUGGAAGAAGGAGGCUGGUGGGAAGGAACUCUAAAUGGCAAAACAGGAUGGUUUCCAAGUAACUAUGUGCGGGAAGUAAAAUCAAAUGAAAAACCAGUCUCCCCCAAAUCAGGGACAUUGAAGAGCCCACCUAAAGGCUUCGAUACGUCUGCAAUUAACAAAAGCUAUUACAAUGUGGUGCUACAAAAUAUAUUAGAAACAGAAAAUGAAUAUGCUAAGGAGCUACAAACAAUGCUUUCGAACUACCUGCGACCGUUACAAGCCAGUGAAAAGUUAAACUCAGCAAACACUUCAUACUUAAUGGGAAACCUGGAAGAAAUAAGUUCUUUCCAGCAAAUGCUUGUACAGUCUUUAGAAGAAUGCACCAA
Apaloderma vittatum (bar-tailed trogon) is the source of this 698-nucleotide messenger RNA. Its product is annotated as rho guanine nucleotide exchange factor 7-like. Gene Ontology annotation, molecular function: guanyl-nucleotide exchange factor activity; protein binding. The transcript has 6 exons. The record is from RefSeq and is a predicted model, not a curated record. NCBI's taxonomy places the organism in Eukaryota, Metazoa, Chordata, Aves, Trogoniformes, Trogonidae. The annotation marks the transcript as partial.